This is a messenger RNA of Lodderomyces parapsilosis, 1341 nucleotides long. RefSeq lists its product as uncharacterized. Gene Ontology annotation, cellular component: Golgi apparatus. NCBI's taxonomy places the organism in Eukaryota, Fungi, Ascomycota, Pichiomycetes, Serinales, Debaryomycetaceae. The transcript has a single exon. Gene Ontology annotation, biological process: Golgi organization; endoplasmic reticulum to Golgi vesicle-mediated transport. Gene Ontology annotation, molecular function: small GTPase binding. The coding region runs from base 1 to 1341 and encodes 446 amino acids. The record is from RefSeq and is a predicted model, not a curated record.
AUGGGUAAAAAUAAAAAGAAAAGCAAAAAACAAGAUGAUACAGAGGAGAUUACCACACAACUUCAAAAUGAUAUCCUGGAGCCUAAUCAUGAGAUAGAAAAGAGUUUAGAACAGUCAGAAAAAGUGCCUGAGGUGAUUGAGACAAAUGGGGUAUCUUCAAUGGCGUCGCAAUCAGAGACGAACAUUGAAAACUUGACGUUGGAGAAGCUACAACAAGUGGAGAAGGAAAGAGACGAAAUCAAACACUCUUAUGACAAUUUAGUCAGUCGAUUAUCUUCAUUCAAAACCGUGUUUGCCAACAUGAAAAAGGCGGAAGUGGAACUAGAAGAGAAAUCAGAGCUAGUGGACAAAUUGAAUGAGGAUAAUGAUAAAUUAAAGGAAGAGAAUAGUCGAUUGAAAAAAUCCCUUGAAAACGAAGCUUCCAACAAGGUUGAGCAGACCUUAUAUUCUCAAUUACAAGAACAAAACACAAAUCUUAAUAAUGAAUGUGAGAAAUUAAGCGAUACUUUAACUAAAACUCGACGAGAGUACACUUCAACCAUUGAAGAAUUACAAGAUGAGAAAUACAGCUUAGAAAACGAAAAUUCCAAGAUGUCUAAAAAGGUCCACGAGUUGAAGCAGCAAAUAAACGACCUAACAGUAGCUCAGGGUGAGUUUGAUCAGGAGAAAAGAGAUUUGGCAGACUCUGUCAAUGUUUUUAAAGAACGUCUUGAUGUGAAAGAUAAAGAGCUCAAGAGUGCCAAUGCAAAUAUAGAGGAAUUGAACAACCUCAUAUCAGAAAAUAGCAAGUUGUUUGAAAAAGAAAAGCUGUCUUUGUUGGAGAGAAUUGAGGGAUUGAACAAAAUCAUUGCAGAAAAGGACGACACGAUUGAAACUCUACGCACAGAAGUGAGAAAUAUGAAGCAAAAACUUUUGGAAUCCGAGUUAAAGUCUUCUGAAAUAGCUGACUUGAAAAAGGAAUUAAACAAUAAGCAACUUCUUAUUGGAAAAUUACGUCAUGAAGCUGUUAUAUUAAACGAACAUUUGACUAAGGCAUUAACGAUGAUGAAGCAAAAAGGGGAAGGAUCAAACAAGACCGUGGAUGCAGAAUUACUAUCGAACGUUAUAAUUAGCUUUUUGCAAUUUCCUCGAGGGGAUUCCAAAAAAUUUGAGGCGUUGCAGUUGAUUAGUGCAUUAUUAGAAUGGGACCAACUGCAAAAGAUCGCUGCCGGUUUGCAACAUGUGCCGAAUGCAAAAGGUGGUAGGACCAAGGUAGACCCCGAUGGAAAUGAGACACCCACGAGGCAAAGCUUUAUAUCAUUGUGGACUGAAUUUCUAGAAAAAGAGUCUAGUGGGAAGUAA